CUACUUAUGCUAUGUGACCAAGAUUUUCUUUUUUAUAAAAUCUCUCUGGAGUUUUCUAGCUACAAGAAGAAAUGUAUAGACAAGGUCAACUGAGAUCACGAACUAAUAUCGUGCUGAGAUGCAUUCUUGAAUUUAGUUGCCAACUCAUGUUUUUCAAAAAGUUACUGACCUACUCAACCCGAAAACAACUGGCAGACCUUGAUAUGUGAUGCUACAACAUCACAUUCGAUCUCGAAUGUACUACAAUAGAGACACUGAAAACUGAAAACCCGCGAAGAUCUUAAUUUUUAUUAAACAUUACAACAUACAAAGCGUAAUAAUGUAAUGGAGAAACAACGCAGUAUGUCGCGCAGUGAUAGGUUCAUGAACUGCGAGCUCUUCCAUUUGCAACGUAACGUACAACGAUCGUGCUGCAAUGUUUUAAAAAAGAAAAAUGACUAGAAAAGUAACUGUUCCACACAACUAGUUGACUGCAGCGUAUUUUUAAAACUGUCGAAUACUGUGCGAGUGUUGUAAGCGCCCGUGACUCCCAUGAUUUACUAUUUACCACGAAUUAAACACACGUCCAUGCUAUUUACUAGACCGAGGGUAGUCGUGACUAUCACAGGUCACGGUCGUUAACUAGCUCGUGAGGUCUUGUGACGCUGACCGUCUGCAACGCGCUUCCUUCCUGCCUUGUGUACGCAACAGCUUUUCCUUGUUUGUGCCUGAACACUUUAAUGUGACAGAAAUGAACGCAUCAGAAACUAUGUUAAAGGUCAUUCUAUUUGUACAUUUCAUCCUUAGUACCUGGGGAUCUAUGGGGAAUUGGAUACCAGGUACAUACCUCUAUGUUCAUGGUGUCUUUCUUGCUUGUGGAUUUAUGGCUAUAUUACUGCCCCAAUCAGUAGAUGCUGUUCUCAUGAUGCUGGCAACACUUGGUUUCAGUGUCUUGGAAGAUGUUUUACUUUUGUCACUUUAUGAGCCACGGUUUCCAGAUAUUGCACCAGAGAGCUUGAGGAAUGAGUUUCGAUUUGCCUUGGGCAUGUGCAUACUCAAUCUUAUCAUAAAACCCUUCUCUGGGUUCAUCCUGUGGCGAAUUCUAAUAGCUCGCAACGAGGACACAGCCUUCACUAUUCUUGGUAUUGAAAGCUUUCCAAGAUUUGGUGGUCAACAGAGAGGCUAUGAGAAUAUCGACAACAAAGUGCCUAAUCCAACAAAUAAUGUUGAAACAGCAACACCACAUUAUACCAGUCCACCUUCAAUGACAUGAGUUUUAAAGAAGAAGCCAAUGACCAUGGGAAGAAUUUUGAGAAAGCUGCAAAAUAUAACCAGUUGUUUUUCUCUUUCUGCAAAAUUUUUGCAAAAAAAAAAAAUAAUGCCACUCCAUUCCACCUGUUAUCUUUAGUCAGUAAAAAAUCUGGCACAAUCGGAAUAGAGUAAGGGACAACACAAUGCACAAUGUUUCUCUGUGUUUUAGUGAUUGGAAACCCUGUACUGAUGCAAGCUUUAUUCCAGCAUUUUCAUUACAUUUAUAAUACUUGUAAAUAGAUUUAUGUUCAAUGCAAGAUUUCUUGAUACAUAUAUGCUGAUGAUAUGGCAGAGGUAACAACAUUUGUUCUGGUAGUCAUUUGUCUGGUAUGCAUCAAAGUUCACUUUAUUGCCCAUUUCUAACCUGUAAACAAGACUAUAGCACCUGGUUUUAUCCCAACUGAAGGAUUUAAAAUGUGCAUGGAUAAUUUUGUUUGGGCCUUUUAGCUCAUAUAGAUAUACGUAUCAUGACAUGAUAGACACCUUCAGGCAUGGUAAAACAUGGGCAUUCUGCAAGAUUAGAUUUACUGCAUUUUAAUUUAAAAAUUCUAUCAUAAAGUGUCAGUACACCUAAAAUCUGCUUUUUUAAGUGUUUAUCAGUUACUGUAGGUCACUAGCAUGCAUAUUCUAGCAUCCAAACCAAUUUCAAAUAUUGGGAGUGUAGUUAAACUUCAGUCACUUUUCAUCAUUUGUUGGUCGAAUGGCAAACACAGCUCCUUUCAAUAUAUUUUGUAAGCUUACAUGUAUUUAUUCUUAUGCUGUUCUUAUUAAAUCAAGAGAUAAAGGAUCAUUGUUUCCAGUUUUAAAUACAUCUUAAAAUGAUGGUUCAAAUGAGUGUACACUAAUGCAAGGGAAGUCAUUUCCUUUGUGAAAUCUAAAGCUACAUGUCGGAUUACUUCCCCUAUUAUGCUACUAAAAAUUAGUGACCAAAGCAUCUCACCUUUUUCAUCACUAGUAAUUCAUCAGGGUCAUAAUUUUUUUUAACUAUAGAAUUGCUAAGAAUCUUCCUAAGCUUUGGCUGGCAUAAAGAAUGUUGUUUCUUUGCAUCUUGAUAAUUUCAUCUUACUUUUGUGACCUACAUUUAUCUUUUGUUAAGUAAAAUAAUUGGCAUUUUUAAAACAAUAUUCUGAACAUAAUAAUAAUUGGGAUCACUUGCAAAAAGGUUUAUGGAUUAACCUUAUGUUCUGAUACAUUGUAUGUAUACUGCAUUAAUCAAACACUGUCCAUCAGAAAUAAACAUUCAGGACUUGCAAUUGCAAGAUUAUUUUUAUACAUUUUUCCCCAAAAUAAUGAUUAAACACUUUACAUGUGUUUUCUCCAUGUUGUUUCGUGUAUUUGGCAGUAAUUAAUUAUUGUAUGUCAAGAAAUCCCCAGAAAUAACUAGAUUCUCGGUUAAAGUGAGCAGGACAAAAAUUUAACCUUUUGAAAGUUAAAAAUGUCCUCCAGUAUAUCUUUGUAAGAGUUAUGGUCCAUCAAAAGAACACUGAAGCUGUAAGAUAAUUAUGCAUUCUGAGUUUCUUUGUUUUCUCUUUUUACUAGUAAAUAUUUUGUGAGAAUGGAGAAAGGGGUUAAUUCAUUUGGUGUGAAAAUUGUAUUGAACAGUUGUGCACCCUUUGACGUAUACUUUUAAACAUCUAGUCAAGUAAACUACUAAGUAUUCCAAUGUUGCACACUCUGUCUUGACUUUAGUCUAACAGUACUAUGUCAGUAAUAAGCAGCUGCUCUUUAAUUUUUUGAUAUUAUAUUAUUAGUGACAGAAACUUCCAAGAGAAAUCUAUAGAUGCUGUAAUCCCCUUUCAGUGAGAGCACUGGCCAACCACAACACACUGACAAACUGAAAUAUUUGUAGGUUUUUCCUGUUGUGCCUAUGGCCUUUGGGCAAAUGCCUUUGUCUUUCCUGCCCAGAAUUUUAAAUUCCCCUUCUCCCAGACUAUGUAGCCAGAAAAAUAAUAACAAAGUUGGCUUGCAUAGCACCUUUUCUUCCCCUUCGGACAAGUUCAAGGUGCUUCCCCUAUGACAUGUUGUGACGUGAUAUAGAAACAGUACCAGGGUAAAAACUAACUUUAGGAUCAUCACAAUUUUUUUCAAUGGGUACCAAAGUAUAGAACACUUAUAUUUUGUUACUGUCAUUUAAGUCUAUUCUUUUUAUUAUUUGUUAUCCCUAACUUUUAUCAUAUUUUUAAAAACUUUUUUACAAUUGUUCCACUACAUAUUUAUGUAAGUUCAAUAUCUUCUUAGCAUUCCACUGUUAAUUGGGUAUAAGUGUUCAUUAUGUUCAAAGGAGACAUAUUAUAUAAACACAAAUAUAAUGGUGUACUUUUCUUUGCAGUUCAUUUGAUUUUUAUCUUAAAAAAUUUUAUAAAAAUUUAUAUAUUUAAGUUAAAGCUAUCGUCAUGUUUCUCCCAAGAAUGAGUUUUAAAAGUUGGUAGCAUUGAUGAGCUCUGAGGUUCAUGUACAGUGAGGAAUCAUGCCACUCAUCCUUUGUUGUCAAUGCAGUCUGUCAGUUGUGCAUAAUAACCCACUGGGCCCUGGCAAUUUACUGCAGAGUUCUGCUGUUUGAGAUGGCAUGUCAAUUUUUUCUGUUUUAUUAAGAAAUGACUGGGCAAAGGUUUGUCUUUCCUUAUUUUGGAUGGGAUAUUUUACUUUUGAGUUUGUUUUGGGCAGUGAUGAAAAAGUGUUGCAGGUGCACGUUUGUGUGUGUGUGUGUGUUGGUCAGAUGUUUUGUUUUAAAUAACAAAAUAUUGAUAAAAAGAAAUCCAACUCUUACAAUCUGAAAGAUGUAUAUAAUUUUUGUUAUGUUCUUGUAAACUCAGAAAAAAUAGGUUUACUACACAAAAUAUUGGUGCUUCUUAAUUAGUCAGGCUUUUUAACAUUAAUUUCUUUCUGUUCUGUUUAAAGUACAGCUUAUUUUAAUUGACCAUUUAGCUGUUUGUGAGACAUUGUUGUGACUUUCUGUGUAUUGUGAAUUUUGUUGGUCUGUGAUUUUGGUGCUUGCAUCUUACUAUAUUCCUAUUGCUGUUGAUUACGGCAUUAGUUUUUGUACAGUUUAUUACUGAUAAACUUUUAAGUGAGUUUAUUAAGUGCAUGAACAUACAAAUAUGUAUGUAUGCAUUUGCAUGCUUGCAGGCACACACACAAGGAGUGUGGUGUGAUUAAAAAUUAUUUGUGAGGAAAAGAUGUAAGAUAUUUCAUUUAUGCCUAAUGUUCUUCCCAGCUUAAAUUACUUUUGCUCACAAUGCCAUCUAUAUUGCUUGGCAUUUUGCUGUCAUGGACUGUAUUAGGAGCAGAAAGUAUAACACUGUUUGCUGCAUAUAUAAAAAUUCAUGCUCACUGGUUUUCCUUUUCAAUAGAUACACAAUAUAAGUUGUUAUUUCAAUUUUUUUUUUUAAAAAGAAAAGUGAGUUAUAGAGGGAGUCACAAAAUACAGCAUUUUAGGUGGAGCUAUUGAGGCUUGAAUUGUUGGCUCUUGAAGAACAGUCAAGCAAAAUUUUGUGAAGCUUGAGCAUUGUCUAUUAUUAACAUCUGGUUUGUGGUCAGAACACAGCUGCUCUUAUUUUUACAUCUUUUAUAUCCAUCUACUAGUUAAUGUUUUUCUUUCUUUUUGAAAGACAGGUGCUAUAUGGAGUUAAACACUGUAUACUGAUUUUUUUUGUGUGUGAGUCUGGUUGUGCAAGAUGGGGCUGCUGUAACUCAAGAGUUGGUGGGAGGGGAAUAACUGGGAAACAGGACUGUUUGCAGGAAAAAAAAACUUUUGGGGAAAAAAGUCAGAAAAUGCUGAUAGUUACGUCACAGUCUUUCAGCACCACGUUUACUCGUGAAGAAACAAUGAAUCAUUUUGCAGAAAAACACCUGACGGUAGUGUAUUGUACAAACCGUACUGCAGAGAAUAAAGGUGUCUACGAGGUGGAACUUUGACUCAGUGGCAGAACGUACACCUUCAAACAAAUUCUUUCGUCAGACCUGCUUACAAGCUUUUCUCACAUGAAGCAGGUCGGGAAGGAGGUGGAAGGAAGUGGGGGUUGGGAAUGGGUAAAAUGAAAGCGUGCAUUUAAGAGGUCUGUUAACAGAAGCGAGCUGUAUGUCUUCAAGUCGGUUUUCACCUGCAUGUGUGGGGUGCGAACGUUGAUUUAAAUGCCGUCCUGCUGCGUGAUAACCAAAUGACUGUUUCCUCAGUGUGUGUGUAAAAGGGGGUAGUGGCUUUUUAAAUAAAUCAAAUAUGCAAUCGGAUGCUUUGUUACAAGCCUCUUUCGGCGUAUUCUAAUAAAAAUGCGAGAAACUU
Molecule: messenger RNA, 5569 nt
Organism: Pomacea canaliculata
Lineage: Eukaryota; Metazoa; Mollusca; Gastropoda; Architaenioglossa; Ampullariidae
Product: type-1 angiotensin II receptor-associated protein-like
Exons: 7
Coding region: 731-1252 (173 amino acids)
Biological process (GO): angiotensin-activated signaling pathway
Cellular component (GO): plasma membrane
Source: RefSeq, a predicted model, not a curated record